Coregonus sp. 'balchen' is the source of this 4404-nucleotide messenger RNA. Lineage: Eukaryota; Metazoa; Chordata; Actinopteri; Salmoniformes; Salmonidae. The record is from the annotation of a GenBank genome assembly.
AUGUCCUUCUCUGUCUUUAGGUUCAGAAAGAGAACGACAGCUGUCCCAGACACACCAGUUCACCAGGCAGACAGGGGGAGCCCUGCUUGUCCAUUCGCAGAGGGAAAGGAAGAGAGACUGGAGGAAGAGGAGCAGGAAGAAGAGGUGAAAGAAGAUACCCCUCUGGAGUUGGACAGUACUGAUCAACCCUCGUAUCAGAACCUCUUCACCAGAACAGAGGAUGAGGAAGAGGAUGAUGAGAUUAAUUUCAGAAGAGAGGUGUACUCACUGGACAUACCAGACUACUUAGUUCCUGAUGCACCUGAACACAGUAACACAGGUGAGUUUGCGUCAACAGCCGGUUUAAACCUUUUUCUAACCCAGGGUUUCUAUAUAAAGAAUCAAUGUCAGAUUUACAUUAGUGUAUUGCAUGUUUGAUUGUUGAAGUCUUGUAUAACUUUUUCACUGCCUAUUUCCAGAGGCUACUGAAGAACAAGAACACAAAGAAAAGAGGGAAAUGUGGAGUAAUGCCAGCUGAGAUUGCAGCGGAGCCCGAGCUGGCUAAGUACUGGGCCCAGCGCUACCGCCUCUUCUCCAGGUUCAAUGAGGGCAUCAAACUGGACCACGGUGAGUCACAGAGCAAACAGAACACACACUUCAGGAAACACAACCAAUUUCUUCAUACAGGCUCAAGCAGAAAGGGUUAGUCAUAUGGAGGAACGGAUUUACCUUAUUAUUGUUGUUAAUAUUCCUCUAGUUUGAGAACAACUAUUCUCCUAUUGUAGUCUCCCAACCACUUCUAAUCAUGCAGCCCAAACGGAGUGUUGUCAAAUGUGAUUCAGGAAUACACUUUAUUCUAAAAAGAAAAGGAUUUGCCUGAAGGUGACUGAACAUUAAGUCUUUCUCUCCAGUUGAGAAACGGAUGGCUGUUAUGUCCAAGGUAAAAGCUACAGUUUUGCUGCUCUUGAAGUCUAACAUCAUGUUGUUUUCAGAGAAGCAGAGGGAAAGAGAGGCAGUGAUGUUGAGAUGGUGGUGUAGCGGGUGCAUGGAUUUGCUGGCUGGCAGGCAGGGCUCUCCUCUUCCUGUCUGUGAGAGAAGUGCUGACGCCAGUGAAGCACACCUCACACUUCUCCCUGUGUCACAUGACAUGACAGCAUCAGGCUCUCUCCCUGUCUCCCAGCAGAGCAACUCUUUCAUGACUCUCAAGUCUCUCCUGUCCUGUCCUGUCCUGUCCUGUCCUGUCCUGUCCUCUCCUCUCCUCUCCUCUCCUCUCCUCUCCUCUCCUCUCCUCUCCUCUCCUCUCCUCUCCUCUCCUCUCCUCUCCUCUCCUCUCCUCUCCUCUCCUCUCCUCUCCUCUCCUCUCCUCUCCUCUCCUCUCCUGUCCUUUACACUCUCUCUCUCUCUCUCUCUCUCUCUCUCUCUCUCUCUCUCUCUCUCUCUCUCCCUCUCUCUCUCCCAACAAAAAGAGCAGAUACUGUAGCAGAAGUAGAAGCAACCUUAGUUAGGGUUGGGUGGAAUCCAGAUGUGUUAUACCAUUUCUGUACCAUACCAGGGAAUACGGCAUUACCGGAAGUGCACACAAGGGGCACUAUUAAAAAAACAACAACAAAAAAACAUUGUCUACUGUAACCAAGAAGCUUGAUCUUGACAUCUAGCUACUUAGCUAGAAAGUUAGCAAACCAAAUGCAUAGCUGGAGCCCUGAGCUGGAUAUAAUUUAUUUGACACAUCUUAGAUUUCUUAUAGUUAUACUUAACUUAUAUUUAUAAGCAGAGGCGUAGCACGCACCCCCAAACAUUUUAAUAUUGGGAAUCAUACCAUCGGUAUUGUAUAAACGGUAUAUCGCCCAAGCCUACUGUUGGUGUUCAGUUAUAAAAGCUCAGCUUGUACCUCACUGACGUCCUUCUCCAACCUAUUUCUGGGAAAGAGCUUAUCUGUUAUCAGAGGGCCAAUCUCAUCCUUCCGAAUCUCUCCCUAUUCUCCAAAGUAUUAUGACUAAUAUGCUCGCUCAAAUCAGAAGUCUUCCACAGAGCAUUCUGAAUUCUAUUUGAAAACUAGAUCAGAGCCUUCAUAACUACUCACUUAUUCAUGUCAACAGAGAAGAGCCUGGAUACAUACCGUAGCAUGGCUGAAACCCACUGCAGAUUACACCUACUCCUAUCAGAUUCCUAUGUUGUCUAUCACUCAAUUAGACAUAGGAGUAAAGUCUGAGAAAGUGCCUGUACAGAUUCAUCAUGUGUAGCAGUGCCUGGCUAAUGAUAGAUAGCAGAUUGUGAAGAGGGGUAGUCUAGUCUUCUGGGACUGAAGUGAUGUAGCUCGGUUUUAAAACUUCAGACAUGAUGUUGGCUUCCCUUCAAGAUCUGUUUGAGAAUACAACGCUAACUAGUCGCCCAUAAACAUAGUUGCCAAUAGACAUUUGGGGAAUGCAUAAGCUCAAUAUUUUGUUUUGACUCUCCCUUGAGCCCCAGUAAAGUUAGUACUGGAAAGUCUGUCUUCUCCUCAGCUACUUUUCUCAGAAGGGAGGCAUAAUGAAAGAGCGUGAGAGAUGUGAAGCGCUAAAAGAGAAGAGGCCACUCCCAUCAGUGUUUGCCUUAGCAGGUGUUUAUUCUCUGAGGAGGCUGUGAAAACAAGCAGCGGAACAGAAAACAGAGAUUGCUGCUAGACUCAGUUAGAGAAUGAUGGCAGAUGGUCUAGGUCUCCGAGGGGAGACAGGAGGACGUGGUCUAUGAAGAAUCCCAGUCUCUCCACAUAGUCUAAUACAGCAUUUCCCAAACUCGGUCCUGGGGACCCCAAGAGGUGCACGUUUUGGUUUUUGCCCUAGCACUACACAGCUGAUUCAAAUAAUCAACUCAUCAUCAAGCUUUGAUUAUUUUAAUCAGCUGUGUAGUGCUAGGGCAAAAAACAAAAUGUGCCCCCCUUGGGGUCCCCAGGACUGAGUUUGGGAAACCCUGGUCUAAUAUAUCUCAAUAUCCAAUAUCUUCAAUACUUUUUGUGUUGUCUUGUAUAGUAUAAUCAUAACUAGGCUUUUCCCGGUGUGAUGGCAAACCCACAUCUACUUUAUAUUUCAGCAGGCCUAAUAUUUGUCUUUUGCCUGCAGGAAAAUGUUGUGAGUGACGGCUGUUUUGAAAUGUAACUGUCACUGAUAGUGUUUUGGUUCUUUUGGUGAAGGUGCGCAUGGCACUAGGAUGACUUCAUGAGCCCAAAAAAUGAAUCAAUUACAUGAUAUAUGAUAUUUCUGGACUUUUGUCAAAAUUGAUAAAUUCAUAAUGACACAAAAGAUUUGGCUUGAAUAUCAGAAUGGCAUUGUUUGAACAAAACCAUGUGACACUUGUUUGACCCCUGGUGGCUAUGCUUUGCAUUGGGGACACCUACAGUACUUCUCUUUGCAAAAACCCCAAAUCAGAUAAAUUAUGAUGUAUACAUUUUACAUUUACGUUUUAGUCAUUUUGCAGACACUCUUAUCCAGAGCGACUUACAGGAGCAAUUAGGUUUAAGUGCCUUGCUCAAGGGCACAUCGACAGAUUUUUCACCUAGUCGGCUCGGGGAUUAGAACCAGCGACCUUUCGGUUACUGGCACAACGCUCUUAACCACUAAGCUACUUAUAGAAAUAUGAAUUAUGAAAUGUUUUUCCACAAUGCAUCUUGUCUUUUAAUAUAGUAAAAUUAGAGAAAUUAGACUAUGUAUUAAUUGCAUCUUUGUAUUCAGUUUGUUAAAGCCUCUUACUCCUGUCUGUCUGUCUGUACAGAGGGCUGGUUCUUCGUCACCCCAGAGAAGAUAGCCGAGCACAUUGCCCUGAGGGUCCACGACAGUUUCCACUCUGAACUCAUCAUAGACACCUUCUGUGGAGUGGGAGGCAAUGCCAUCCAGUUUGCCCUCACUGGGAAGAGAGGUACAGUACAGUAGCAUCAUGUUUUAUCCAAUCUUUUAUAAACUUUUUAGAUAUUUUUGGUUAUACUGUAUCUGCAUUUGCCUUUAUAAAUAGGGCGAGAGUUUUUCCUGACCCUGUGACUUGACCAGAAAAACCUCUGGGCCCUUGUUAUAUCCUAUAGGUUAACAGUUAUUGUCCUGAGUGGUACUCCCUGUGUGUCUGACUCUCUGUCCUCCCUGUCCCUUCCCCCAUGCAGUGCUAGCCAUUGACAUCGACCCGGUGCGUCUGGCCCUGGCCCAGCACAACGCCCAGGUCUACGAGGUGGCCGAGCGCAUCGACUUUGUGCAGCGAGACUUCCUACAGCUGGCACCCUGUCUGCGGGGGGAUGUGGUGUUCCUCAGCCCCCCCUCGGGCGGCCCAGACUACCUCAGCGCAGAUGUCUUCGAUAUCAAGACCAUGAUGGCUCCAGAUGGAUAUCCGUUAUUCCUCUCAGUGAAGCUGCUCUCAGGCUUUUAUAGUCAGGCAACGGGCCAGACUCCAGCACUCAGGGCAAGGUAG